Molecule: messenger RNA, 996 nt
Organism: Periconia digitata
Lineage: Eukaryota; Fungi; Ascomycota; Dothideomycetes; Pleosporales; Periconiaceae
Source: the annotation of a GenBank genome assembly
GUAACGCGGGCGGUUGGCCCGUGCGCUCUUCCCCGAAAAUUAUCGAGUCCGCUCCAUCUCUCACCAUUUCCAAAACAACAUAUUCAAUCUUCACGUUGCUGCACAAUGGGGAAACGAAAGACACCAAAGGAUCCCGAAGCGCUUCCGGAUGCGCCAGAAGUCAACAACAAGCGCAAAAAUGACGAUUCAGACAGCGACGAGGAUAUGGAUGUGGUAAACGUCGAUUUCGAAUGGUUUGAUCCACACCCUGAAGUCGACUUCCACGGCUUCAAGAAUCUUCUCCGGCAAUUGCUCGACAUCGAUGCUCCGCUAUUUAAUUUAUCUGAGCUCGCAGACCUCAUUCUGUCGCAACCGCACCUAGGAAGUACCGUCAAGGUAGAUGGCAUCGAUACGGACCCUUAUGCUCUCUUGACCGUUCUCAAUCUUACUACACACAAAGACAAGCAAGUCAUUAAAGACUUGACCGCAUAUCUUGCUCGACAUUCCACCUCACCAUCGCUCGCCGCACUUCCCGCGCUGCUCGACCCUUCAUCGUCUGCUCAGGUCGGUUUAAUACUAACGGAGCGAUUUGUGAAUAUGCCCCACGAGAUCGUCCCUCCGCUCUAUACCAUGCUCCAGGACGAGAUCAAAUCGGCGCUUGAGCAAAAAGAGCCAUAUGAAUUUACACAUUACCUCAUUCUGUCCAAGACAUACCACGAAGUCGCCUCGAAUCUGCCAACCGCCGACGAGCCGCCCAGCAAGAAGAAGAAGGGUACAAAGAGCUCUGAAGACGCCGAGACCUUCUAUUUCCACCCUGAAGAUGAGGUUCUGCAUAAGCAUGCAUUGGCUUGGGGAAGUUUUGAUUACGAGACACCGGCCGAUGAAGGCGCAAGUGAUAGCAAACGAGCUUUUCAGGAGCUUGGAAUCAAGCCGACCGGUCACCUUAUAUUGAUUGAGGCGGGCAAGUUUGCUGGAGCAGUUGACGCAGUGAAGACGUAUUUGAAUGGCGGGCAGUAA